This is a messenger RNA of Fusarium venenatum, 477 nucleotides long. RefSeq names its product putative oxidoreductase CipA-like protein. The record is from RefSeq and is a predicted model, not a curated record. NCBI's taxonomy places the organism in Eukaryota, Fungi, Ascomycota, Sordariomycetes, Hypocreales, Nectriaceae.
AUGAACAUCAAGAGCGGCCUCUGGGGUAUCGACGUUGAGAACCGUAAAGCUACUAUAUGGGACGGCAACGUUGGCAAGGUCAGCGCUUCUGGCCUUACUUAUACAGGUCAAGCAGUAGCAGCAGUCCUCACUCUUCCCGAAGAAGCAUUGUCACAGUACAAGAACAAGGCAGUUUAUUUGCCUGCCUUUCACUUCACGCAGCAAGAACUCUUAGAGUCUGUGCAGAGAGCAAUGGGGACGGCGGAAGAGGGCUGGGCCAUAGAGUACCAGGACAUACAUGAUGCUCUCAAGGACUGCGAGGCCAAGAUCCAACAACAGGAUGGCAAUGCUCCAUUCGUCAAGUUUUUCUUGAGUCAUUUCCAGGAGGGUAGUGGAGGGGACCUCCGGCACAAAGUCAAUAAUGAUGAGCUAAGAAAGUUACACGAAUUUGGACUUGUGAAUCAAGCUUUGGACGAUGCGAUAAAGGCCUCGGUGUAG